Molecule: messenger RNA, 429 nt
Organism: Psylliodes chrysocephalus
Lineage: Eukaryota; Metazoa; Arthropoda; Insecta; Coleoptera; Chrysomelidae
Source: the annotation of a GenBank genome assembly
AUGCUAGCAAAUAACAGAGAGCACAUCCGCAAGUUAGCAUGUCGCAGAAUAAUUGCUUCUAGAAAAGAAAACAAAAAUUCAACAUCUGUCAGACAGUUUCGCGUACCUCCUUCAAACAUGCAGGCAGAGGAUUAUACAGAAAUCGUUUAUUGGUAUAAAGCAAAUAUGUCAGAACCACCAAUAUUAAAGCAUGUUUCUAACGAGGACCUGGAAGGUUUUGUAUCUGGUCAAGAAACUGACCCAUCCUUUCUAGAUUUGUCCAAGUGCCCCUGUCACACUCAGUCCACUGAAAGAUGUGUACAUUUAGUUACAGAAGCAUCAUCUAAAGUUUGUGGAGAGGAAAAACGAGAUGGUUUCAUAAAAUCUCGAAUCGAGUCUAGGAAGCUUAUGAAAUCAUUUAAUUCUAAGUCAGAAUUUAAGCUUAAAUAA